Messenger RNA from Schistosoma margrebowiei, 3936 nucleotides. NCBI's taxonomy places the organism in Eukaryota, Metazoa, Platyhelminthes, Trematoda, Strigeidida, Schistosomatidae. The record is from the annotation of a GenBank genome assembly.
AGUUCAGACCUUAUACUGACCCUUCAUGCUUCUCCUCAGAACCCAUCACAUUUAGUGAUGUAGGUAAAGGUAAAUGUCCGGACUAUUCAGGCGCAAAGUGGACAAUUUGGCAAUCACUGACGUUUGGAUUUGUAAGAUAUUCGCCCCAUAGGAGACAUUUGGGUAAAUAAUCUCAUUAUUUCCCCAGCAUAGGCGAAAGAAGCAACUUUUAGCCGUAAUGCCACAUUAUUAUUAUUAUUACACUGCCUUACACUAAUAUGGUCGACAUUGUUCUUUUUUCUCUUACGCUCCUUACCUUCCUUUUUUCUCUUCCCAUUCUCAUUGUUUUGUAGCGCAUAUAUACUUUGUGCCCCCUUGUACCGAUACUUAUGUGUUCAAAUAAAAUAAAUAAAUGCCACCUGAAUUAAUAUCCAAUUUCCUUAGCUAAUGUCGCUCGUAUCUCCUCAAAGUUCGCCUUUGUUUCCCCAUUCUCGUUUUAUUGGGUAGUUCUUAGACGGUCGUUUCAUAGUAAUCUCGUCAAUCUUCGAGGAAAUCUGAAUACAAAUAUUAUGAAAACUGAGGAAUUGUUUGUAAAACUACUUUUAAUCUGAUAAACGAUCGAAUCAUAUUACCUAUUGAAUUGUUGGAUUUCUAUCAAGAAAAUGGUUUACGUUAAGAUAAUCACAGAUGAAAUGUAGAUCUUAACGAUUUCAUAUGCUACGGAAUAAAUAAAUAUACAUUUAAUUUUCUCCUAUAUUAACCACAGAUUCUUGAUUUUGAUGGUCUCUGUACUCGUCGGCUAACGGGGGUUGUGUUUAGCGUCCUUUUAGUUAAGUUAUAUAGGAAGGUUUCAUUGUUAGGAGGUAAUUCAACUUUCUGAUAUAUUUUUUGCACAGGCACUUUAGUUUAUUAGUUUCUGGGUAUAUUCUCACAUAACUAGCGACUUCAUGUUUAAAUGGGCAAUAACUAAGUGACGCUUAGCUCUAUGACCUCCGAAUAAGUUCUCUUUUUCAGUAUGUAAACUCACGAGAUAUCGAUUUCACUGUACUAUCAAUCAUGUAUAUCCCCUAAAAGUUUAACUCAACAUAAUGUCACAGGAAUUCCAAAUACAUUCAAAACCUCAAGUAUAAAAUUAUCUGUACUUAUAGUUGAUUAUUUUAAGGUAGGCCAUUAUGAAUGAACCUUGUUAAACUGUAAAAUAUUAACUAGAAACAUCGAAUUAAAUCUAUAUCUUACACUGGCAAUCGUUUAUAUUGUUUUAUAAGCUAUAAAACUCUUAGGAUAUAGGCAAACAAAUAUGUAUUUCAUUUUCCACUUUAUACAGAAAUGCCAUCAACUCAAAAUAAAGUCGCUGAACGAGAUCCGCGCUACUGUCGCCAGUGGAAGUGUCAAGUUUCUGUGGGUGAAUUAUAUCGAUGGAUUUUAGCGAAACUUUCUGAUAAAGAUAUCAAGCGGGCUCUGCACAAAUACCGAGACCUAAUGCCUAGACAGUCGGAUUGGAACAGGAAACUGACACAAGCUACGAGUAUGCCAGAGCUUGGUUUUCGAUAUCUGUAUCGAUGUGGACAGAUCGAUGAAAGUAACCAUCGAACUAUGCAGAAAAUGCUAAAAUAUAUCGAUCGUCAAGAUGUGCUGCCAUAUUUUGAUACAAUUUUGUAUAAUACCAACCAUUCUAAUUGUUCUUUGGAGGAGCUACAAAAAGUUCUGUUGGAUAAAGUUAGCGUGUUCUUAGAAUAUUCUUCUACACUGUCUGAAGAAGAAGUACAUCCAGAGCCUCCAUAUGAAAUAAUACGACGCCAACCAGUUGAGGGUUCACGAGUCACAAGAUUAAGCCUGAAAAGAAAAUCAUCUGUUGGUGGUACUGGUAGUAUUGCAUCUGUGAAGCGAGGGCGCCGGUCUACUAAUUCCUCAUCGGAGACUGGUCAAGUUAGUGAUUUCGAAAAUUCACCUCUUCGGUACUGUGGCAAAGUGCGAUCAGCAAUUAUUUCGAAUUCACUAAAUGGUCCUGUUGUGCAUACUAUGCUUUCCGCGUCACUUAUUAGUAUGCUGGCAUCUUUACAUACUACAUUAUCUCAAACAUUCGAUAAUCCCGGUGUACCGUCUAUAACCCCUAAUGCAUCGAAUAGUAAUACAAUUGGAAGUUGUAUUAAUGGUUCAAAUCCUUCUGUUCCUAAGAAUCCUUUAAUCUCUCAUUUACUGGCUAUUAUCCCACAUUUGAUUGCUGUUUCACGUGCUGCAAAUCAGUUAUCUAAUCCAGCACUACCCUCUCGAAUAUCGAAUCUUCCAAAUAAUGUAAAUAAUAGCAAUUCAGGGAUUUUUGGUUCAAGAUUUGCUGGUAUUCAUAACAGACCGGUAAUCAAUGCGGAUAGACGGCUGCCUCAACAGGUUCAAGAUCACGUAGAUCCUGCUGCUCCGGUUGUUUUAGAUAAUUUAAACCACGAGCAGAACGUUCAAGAUCCAGUCCACCCUAUCAUACCUGGUAUUCGUGCACCACUCAUCAACCCUCCUAACGUGGAAGCAGAUCGUCCAGGUGGACUAUUGUUUGCACCUCAACCUAAUAUUCGACUUGCAGAUGGUGGAUCACCUGUAGUCUCUCAACAUUCGACAAAUCCCCCUGUUUUAUUAAAGCAUGUUGUUUUGUCAAGCGGAGGAAUAGGUAUUACUGCUUCGUCACAUGAUUCAGUAAUCCAUUAUUAUUGCAAUAUUAAACUGCAUGUCAAUAUUGAUUUUGGUCCUUCUACAGAAAGUUUAAGAAGAAUCCAAACAGUUCGUCAAGAUUUUUUUGAACGUCAAAUUGAUUUUUUUGUACAAGCAUCAAACUUAUUGAAAACUCGUUCACCAAGUGAAUUUAUUUGUAAUUUACAAUUUACACGACUUAACCAACUUGAAGAUUUUUGGGCUGAUUAUCAGUCAGGUGCAUUACGAUAUUAUCUCAUGUCUGUAUUGAGAAGUGAAAGGAAUCGAAGCUUUUUUGGUGAACCACCACAACAGAUAUCUUCCCAGUUUUCAUCAGUUGUCGAACAACAUGUUGUGCCUGAUGCUUCAGGUCAACAAAAUCAGGUUGCAAAUGCUGUGAAUAAUGAAGGAAUGGAUGUAGCUGUUCCUUUAAUGCCUAAUAAUGCAUCACAAAAUUCAGCUGAAAAUAAUUCUGAUGUUAUAGUCAGUAAUGGUAGUAGUUCAAGGCCAGUUGAUCCAAAAGUGUCUGGUUCCAAUUCAUCAGAAUAUUCUAAUCAUAAUCCUACAUGCUCAACAGUUAAUUUGGCCUCAUCUUUAAAUAUGGCACAAGAUGAAAACUCACUCAAUAUGUUGACAUCUUGUAUUGAAGCAUUGAGUCGUUCGUUCCAUCGUAUGAGACGUCGUGAAGUCACUAGUCCAUCUCUACCUACAGAACAAGUGAAUGAAUUUAUUAGAUUUGAAUUGAAUUUAUUUGUUUCACGUAGAGAAUAUGAAAAUGGCCGAUGUUUAUUAAUGCGUAAUUUACGUUCUAUACCGAGUUUAUGUCAACUGGUUUCAGCAUCUUCAGUAUUAACACCAGAUACUGCUGUUAAUUCAGUCAGUACAACACCAUAAAAUCUCGAGAAAAAAAACACAGAAAAAUUCUUAUAAAGUCUUUCCCGUUGAUGUUUGUUUAUUAUUUAGGGACAAUAAAACAUUUUAUUAUUCAAUCCUUCGAUAUUUCUUGUUCUUUAUAGCACCUAUACUUAUAAUCAGUUGUAUAUUUUAAAUUUUCUGUGUAAUAUGUAAUGAAAUCUAUAUUGCUUACUUUUUAAUCUCAAUGUUGGCAAAGAGCAGUUAAUAUUUAUGUGAAAAGAAAUUCAGUCGAUCUUUGAAGAUAUUUAUCGUUUCUAUUGUUUUCUAAGUAGUUCACAAAUGUUCAUGAGAUCUAAUUAAAUAUGAUUAUUUUAAUAUUUUGAAAUUAGUUUAUUGUAAAUUGCACAAAAUAUAUGACUUUAUCUC